CUUUAUUACGUGACGCCACCAUCUGCCUUUGAAAGAAUGCACUCAGACAACUCUGAUCUAUCGCUCUUAGCAAGCGGCUCACAACUGUUAGCCGAAGAACCGCUUUCGUCAGCGGGCGCUGGUGGCGACGACUUAUCCGUAUCUGAGCUCUCGCUGUCGGACCGGACUGUCACGACAGAGUCGAAACGAGCAUCGGACAGAACGCGAGAAAAUAAGCUUCAAAGCGAUCUCUUCAUCUUGAAGAAAUUGAAUGCGUCGAUGUCCUUGUUUAACGAAGCACUCGACAACACCGGGUCUGCUAAUGAGCGAAUAGCUCAGCAACUAGCGCAGACAGAUCAACUACUGAAUAAAUACAUCAAGACGCUAUCUCGGACGGAGGAUUUCGCUCGUCUUAUAUUCGACGAUGGAUGGCAUGGUGCCGACGCGGAUGAGGAGAUUAUAAUGCAAGAACGGAGGGAAGCCGAAGAAAAAGCACGUCGAGAGGCUGAGGAACGCGCCCUGGCUGCUCGGCGCGAGCGUGAACGUUUGGAGAGGGAAACCCAGAUUCGGCAUCAGCUGGAGGAGAAGGAACGUCUUGAACGUGAGAGAGCAGAACGGCUCGUUGCAAGAGGCGGCAUUCGCGGAGUUCGUGGUACGCGUGCAUCGAUGCGCGGUAUGAGAGGUGCUAGCGUUGCGACGAGAGCAGCUCCCGGAACGAGUCGUGGUCGAGUCGCAGUUCAAACGACAACGGGACGUCCCUCAUCUGUUGCUGGCCGUGCUAGUGCUAUCCCUGGUCGCGGGAUAAGACGCAGCUGAUGCACUUAUUGAGGAUCUACUAUGCACGACUCUAUGAUAGAAGUGACACUUGUGUCGGUUACUCUCUACAUCAGCCCCAAUGAGGCUUAAGGCUAGCUUGCAGAGAUCUUCGAGGAGGUGGGAGAAUUUAUUUAGAUGCUAGGGCAUAACGAAUACUUUAUUCAUGUCUCUACAUGUAUAUAUACAGGUGUAGCUCGUCAAUAAAGGUUUUCAUAGAUAUACUCUGGUAUUCAACGAAUGAUUUUUAACGCAUACGGGCGUAUCGGUCCGAGCGGACCGUUAUUAUGUGAUGUGACGCACCUCUGAUCUCGUCACAAAAAUUUGAAAAAUUUAC
Molecule: messenger RNA, 1129 nt
Organism: Desarmillaria tabescens
Lineage: Eukaryota; Fungi; Basidiomycota; Agaricomycetes; Agaricales; Physalacriaceae
Exons: 5
Coding region: 37-795 (252 amino acids)
Biological process (GO): mitotic cell cycle
Cellular component (GO): mitotic spindle; DASH complex
Source: RefSeq, a predicted model, not a curated record